Phycomyces blakesleeanus NRRL 1555(-) is the source of this 1440-nucleotide messenger RNA. RefSeq lists its product as hypothetical. The coding region runs from base 1 to 1440 and encodes 479 amino acids. The record is from RefSeq and is a predicted model, not a curated record. Gene Ontology annotation, molecular function: carboxylic acid transmembrane transporter activity. Lineage: Eukaryota; Fungi; Mucoromycota; Mucoromycetes; Mucorales; Phycomycetaceae. Gene Ontology annotation, biological process: transmembrane transport; carboxylic acid transport. Gene Ontology annotation, cellular component: plasma membrane. The transcript has 4 exons.
AUGAUUGGGAAGGAUAUUGAUAUCGCUCAAUCAACAUCCUCUAUUGAAGAUGCUCCAGUAAAGCCCAAGACCAAGACAACGUCCUAUUUCAACGUUCUAUUCAGUGGAUUUGCUUUACUCUCGGAUGGUUACCAGUCUGGUGUCAUCAGUUUUAUCAACUUGGUUCUCAAGAAGAUUUAUGGCACAGAAAUCUUUAAUUCCACAAUGUCUUCGCGUCUGUCUUACUCUAUGUUUGUUGGCGCAGUCAUCGGUCAACUAAGUUUUGGCUUGAUUGUCGAUCGGUUGGGUCGUAAGAUCGGUUUGGUGUCUACCACUGCCCUUGUAAUCAUUGGUGCUGCCCUAUCAGCAGCUUCGAGCGGAAGCACACCUACAAAUCUACUCUGGAUGAUGGUAGUCGCUCGUGGUGUAAUGGGCGUAGGCGUUGGAGGAGAAUACCCCUGUAGUUCUGUUGCCGCAGGAGAGGCUGCAGAUGAAGUCGCACCGGGCCGACGAGGAGCUCUAUUUGUAUUUGUGACCAACUUUGUUAUCGAUCUCGGCUACGUUAUUUCUGCUGUUAUACCUGUUAUUCUGCUAGCUAUCUUUAAAGACAACCUUGAGCCGGUUUGGCGUCUGUCCUUUGGCUUGGGUAUAAUUCCACCUCUGUCAGUUCUGUACUUCCGUCUGAAGAUGGCUGAUUCUAAGCAAUAUACCAAAAACGCUAUGAAGGUCAGGGUCCCUUACAGAUUAAUUUUCAAACGCUAUUGGUUCAGACUCUUGAUUGCCUCUGGUCUUUGGUUUAUCUAUGACUUUAUUUCCUUCCCAAACGGUAUCUUCUCUUCUGUGAUUAUCGAUACCGUGGCAACAGGCGAUUCCAUGAUCGAAACAAUGGGAUGGAAUGUUCUUCUUUAUGCAUUCUACCUUCCUGGCUGUAUCGCUGGUGCAUUUUCAGUAGACAAGAUUGGACGUAGAAGAACACUGGCAAUUGGAUUGCUCGCUCAGGGUGUAGUUGGUAUGAUCAUUGGCGGUGUUUAUGAACCAUUAACAAAGAACUGCUUCCCAAUGUUUGUGAUUAUGUACGGUCUUUUCCUUGCUUUGGGCGAAUACGGCCCUGGUGACUGUAUGGGAUUAAACGCAAUGGAGUUGUUCCCUACACCUAUUCGUGGUACUGGUUAUGGUAUUGCUGCUGCUGUUGGUAAAGUUGGAGCUACGGUUGGUACGUUAGCAUUUGUGCCUAUGCAAGAGGCUAUGGGUGGUAUUCGAGGACCUUUCUUGGUGGGUAGCGGCAUUGCUAUUGGAGCAAGCAUAGUCGCUUGGUUCUUUGUGCCUGAAAUCGGGCCUAGAGGUUUGAUUGAGGAGGAUGAAGCCUUUUUGGCUUAUCUGACUGAAAAUGGCUAUGACAUUUCUCAGUUGGGUACAGCAGCAGUACCAACCCAAGAACGAAAUGUAAACGAAACCUCUUGA